UUGUUCCAGUACAAUGAUUUCCAUCUCAUAUAUCAGACGUGAUGUAGAUAAAUAGAUAUAUAGUUUAAGUAUAUAGUGUAAAUAUUUGUGUAUAUAACAAUGGGUGCCGUAGUAAAUAAUACAAGUAUGCGGAUGCAGUAUGUGAUAGCAGCGUGCUUAUACAUAGGACAGUUUGGUAUAGGGUACAACCUGGGCUGGACAGCACCAGUGCUGGCCAAGCUCAAGGAUCCGGAGCAGACGCCGCUGAAUGACGUCAUCAGUGAUGGAAUGUCUUCCUGGAUUGUGUCUUUCAUUUAUUUUGGUACUAUUUCAGGUCCAUACAUCUCAGGGUAUCUUUGUAACGUGAUAGGCAGGAAGCCUUGCCUCUUCUUAGGCGGGUGUGCCCAUUUCACAGCCUCCCUGACUUUGGCUAUGUCCAAAAAUGUGGCUGUAAUUCUCACAGGACGUGUACUAAGUGGUCUGGGCAAUGGAAUCAUUUACGUCACUAAUUUGAUGUACCUUGGCGAAAUGGCAUCCACGAAAAUCCGCGGCACAUUACUCACCCUGACAGGAUUAUCCAGCACAUUUGGUACUCUAGUUGUAUACUCUGUGGGACCAUUUGUGUCCUACGCUACGAUAUCCUGGCUGUCCAUGACUAUCUCAGGAGUAUACCUCGUUGCUUUGUUCUUCAUUGUUCCUGAAACUGCCACGUACCAUGUUAUUGCUGGCAAGAAAGAAGCAGCAAUAGCAAACCUCACACUACUAGGCAGACAGAACGACAUAGAAGAAGUAGUAACCAAAGCAAGCCAAAAGCCUCGAUCAAAAAGAGACCAGAUGGCAGAAAUGUUCACAGUAAAAUCGAAUAGAAGAGCAUUAUUCAUAGUUCUAACAUUAAGUGUGUUACAACAGAUGAGUGGAGUUAUACCUUUAACGGCUUUUGUAACUAUAAUAUUUGCUAUGACCGGUUCAACGAUAGAAGCUCAUGUGUCUACUAUCAUUGUUGGACUGACCCAAAUCUUUGCUGCUAGUAUUGCACCUUUACUUGUGGAUAGAAUUGGAAGGAAGAUUUUGUUGCUCGUCUCUACUGCUGCUUGUUCUUUGAGUAUGGCUUCCCUUGGGACCUAUUUCUACCUCUAUAACAAUGGAUACGCCAUCGCUGAGGACUUGCAAUGGCUGUCUCUAGUCUCUUUAAUGUUAUUCUUCGUUUUUUAUUUUAGUGGUUUCGGCAUAAUCCCCAAUACAUUCAUUGGCGAGAUGUUCACGGACACCUGUAGAGGAUUUUGUUCCACCUUCUCCGCAACUGUCGGCUGGAUCAUCGGCUUCGGCGUCACCACCUCCUUUGGCUACAUUCUCUUGGCCUGGGGACCCAGCACCACUUUCUACAUCUUCACCGCAACCUGCACCAUCGCCUUCCUAUUCAGUGCCACUUUCGUUCCUGAGACAAAAGGCAAGAGUCUCUUGCAGAUUCAAGAGUUCUUAGGAAAGUGAUUCUUUAACUGUGAUAUUUUUUAUUUAUGAGUAUUAAAUGUUUUUGUUUUAUA
Messenger RNA from Spodoptera frugiperda (fall armyworm), 1520 nucleotides. RefSeq names its product facilitated trehalose transporter Tret1-like. Bases 100 to 1467 code for a protein of 455 amino acids. Gene Ontology annotation, molecular function: transmembrane transporter activity. Lineage: Eukaryota; Metazoa; Arthropoda; Insecta; Lepidoptera; Noctuidae. Gene Ontology annotation, cellular component: membrane. The record is from RefSeq and is a predicted model, not a curated record. Gene Ontology annotation, biological process: transmembrane transport. The transcript has 7 exons.